Messenger RNA from Rhagoletis zephyria (snowberry fruit fly), 649 nucleotides. RefSeq names its product ovomucoid-like. The record is from RefSeq and is a predicted model, not a curated record. Lineage: Eukaryota; Metazoa; Arthropoda; Insecta; Diptera; Tephritidae. Gene Ontology annotation, molecular function: protein binding.
AAAAAUACACGCAUUUUCAAGAACAAAGUUAUUCCGUGCAAAAUGCACUUUUCAAUGAAAUUUUCUAUCAGCCUGCUGCUUUUGCUGUGCUGUGCCAUUUACCAAUCGUACGCCAGUAUUGACGCUGAAGCUGCUCCUGUUAAUGGCUCCGAGGAUGGAUGCAUGUGUGGUCGCAUAUUUUCACCGGUCUGUGGCUCCGAUUCGAUAACUUACAGCAAUAAGUGCCUCUUUGAAUGCGCACGCAAGAAGUUAAGCCUCAAGGGUCGCAGUUUGACGUUGGCGCGUUCGGGCGCCUGUGCUACCCUGGCGGAAAUUAGGAGCCAUGUUGCCGCAGAUGAGUUAGCUGAAGUAGAUGCUGAUGAGUUAGCUGACGUAGCUGCUGAUGAGGUGGACAACGAUUUGGCAACUUGUAUCUGCGAUCGCAGUUUGGCACCAAUUUGUGGAUCUGAUAAUCGCACCUACAACAAUCGCUGUCUAUUCGACUGCAAGCGCUCCAUUUUGGCACGCUUGGGUAGAGUUUUGUCUAUAUUGCGAGAGGGCGCCUGCAAAUAAGUAGGAUAUGUAUGGGUAGUGAACCAGAGGUUGACGACACAUCCUUGCAAAUAUUUUGUGCAUUUGUAAAAAAGAUUGGACAUUUUUGGUAAAUAAA